AUGCAGGAGGAGGAGGACGAGAGCAAGUGUGAGGAAGUUAAGAGGUUAAAAGGGGAAGUGGGCCAGCUCCUAGAGAAAGAGGAUAUAAGAUGGAAACAGAGGGCCAAGAGGAGUUGGUUUCAGGAUGGAGAUAGGAAUACCAAGUACUAUGAUGCAUGUGCAAGUCAAAGGAGGAGGAAAAGCAUUACUCAGAUUUCUGAAUUAUCUGGUAGAGUUUUGAAGGAGCAAGUAGGUAUUGAGGGAGCCUUUAAGAGACACUUUGAAGAGGUCUUAUCCUCGAGUGGUCCAUCUGUGGAGAUGAUUGAAGCUGGAAUACAAUUUAUUAAACCUAGGGUGAGCAGUGUGAUGAAUGUAUUUUUAACUAAGGAAUUCACAAAGGAAGAGGUGAAAUCAGCUGUGUUUCAUAUGAGUCCUUAUAAAUCUUCAGGAGUUGAUAGAUUUGGAGCAUGUUUUUACCAGAAAUUCUUGCAUGUAGUAGGAGAGGAUGUGUGUUUGGCUGUGCUGGAGUUCUUGAAAGGAGGUAGUGACCUAAAACUGAUUAAUCAGACCCCUUAG
Molecule: messenger RNA, 555 nt
Organism: Juglans microcarpa x Juglans regia
Lineage: Eukaryota; Viridiplantae; Streptophyta; Magnoliopsida; Fagales; Juglandaceae
Exons: 1
Coding region: 1-555 (184 amino acids)
Source: RefSeq, a predicted model, not a curated record